ACGGCGAAUCAAACAUGAGCGUGAAGUUAGCCUCACCUUUCCCUCCCCCACUUGACGACAUAGCUCAUGGAUUUGAUCUUCGAACUGCGGGAACCUAUGAGGCGUUUCGCUUGGGAAUAGACUACACGAAGCAGGAUGAGCAAGAUGGGAAUAACUGUAGGAGUGGAGCCAUGAAUCAGUGAUGAUGCACGAGUAACCACAGGUGUGCCUAUCGAUGAGCGUACCAAGGUAGACGGGGGAGAACAGGUUGAACGGGUACGCCAGUGCGACGAAAGUCUUGAAGACGUGCCGUUGAGGUGCAAACGCGUUGUGAAGCCACUGAGCCACCGUGAAAGCAAGAAAAGAGGAGCAGUGAAAGUCCGUGCCGCUCUGCCGGGGGGUGCUUAUCAGGAUUGUAUCCAGGCUACAACCAGGCUAUAGCCCAAGCUGUAGGCUCAUUUGUUAUCAGACUAGUGUCAAUUAUUACCAAGCUUAUUACGCACUACAAAUCUUUCUAGUGCGCUGCGGGACGGGGCAGGGCUUGAUGUCAUUGGCUUAAGAAGCGAGCUUGAGCCUGUGCUUGCCUGCCUUUGCCUUUCCUCCUCCAUCCUCGGGCCCUCUCCUUCCACAAUGUCCGACUCGUCCUCCUCGACAAAUGGCGGCCUCGCUCGUUCAUCCCCCGUCUCUGUCGCCUCCAGAGCCACUCAACCCCCAAAUCGUUCCGUCGCUGGACUCCUAGCAAGUCGCAGCAGGCCACUCGCUCAGACACCCAUGCCACCGUCCUUACAGGCAAAAUUAGCUUCUAUGGCCAAUCGGGGGCAGUCAUCCAACUCGGUCGAGGUUGCCACUGUUGCGAUGAAGAACGUCUCUCUGGCGGAAAAACCUCUUCAUCCUUCACUUCGCUCCUCAAUAUCCGAUCCAUCAGGUCGGCCUGGUGGAGGUCCUGGUGGGGGUCCGCCAGGAGGCCUCGCUGCUAGGAGACUUAGAAUGAAUGCUCCGAAGUUGAACGUCAACGACCUUGCUGAAGGGAUCUUUCCAACUGGUGGUGGACCUAGCGGUGCUGGGUUGGGCGGAGGUAGGCCAUUGAUGGACGAUGCACCCCGUAGAUCGCCUGCGGCCAACAUCGGAACGCCCUUUGCCAAUUUCCGCAAGAUUGUCGAUCCAUCGGGAGCUCUAAAUUUCAAUGGCAAAGCUAUCUUGCACGCUUCUGGCGUUGAUUUCUCCAAUGGUGCUUCAUUCAAGAUCAAUAUGACGCAGCUCCAGCUGGAAGAGGAACUCGGGAAGGGCAACUAUGGGACGGUCAAGAAAGUCCUACAUAAGCCAACGAAUGUGUACAUGGCCAUGAAGGAAAUCCGCCUAGAACUAGACGAAGCGAAACUGAACGCAAUCAUCAUGGAACUCGAUAUCCUACAUCGGGCAGCUGCACCGGAAAUUGUAGAUUUCUAUGGCGCUUUCUUCAUUGAAUCAUGUGUAUACUAUUGUAUGGAGUAUAUGGACGCUGGCUCUCUGGACAAGUUGGAAGGCGAAGGUAUCCCGGAAGAUGUCCUCGGGCGAAUAACGGGUGCCAUGGUUCGCGGCUUGAAGUUUUUGAAAGAUGAGAUGCAAAUCAUCCAUCGAGACGUUAAGCCGACGAACGUGCUUGUCAAUCGAAGGGGCGAAGUAAAGCUGUGCGACUUCGGUGUCUCUGGUCAGCUGGAGAAGUCACUCGCAAAGACAAAUAUUGGAUGUCAGAGUUAUAUGGCGCCCGAGCGUAUCAAGGGCGAAUCCCAAGGGAAUCUUGGCACUUACACCGUCUCAUCUGAUGUGUGGUCCCUAGGUCUCGCUAUGAUAGAGAUGGGUCUUGGUCACUAUCCAUACCCGCCAGAAACAUAUGCGAAUGUUUUCGCGCAACUUCAGGCGAUUGUGCAUGGCGAUCCACCAGAAUUGCCGGAUGACAGGUUUUCCGAACACGCUAGAGACUUUGUAUUGCGGUGUCUACACAAAGUGCCAGACAGGCGUGCAACGUAUGCGGAACUUCUGGCUCAUCCGUUCCUAGUACAUGAUCGAAAUCGCGAAGUCGAUAUGGUAGGGUGGGUAGCGCGGGCAAUAGAGUACCGAGACAGGAAACAGGCGCAGCAACAGCAGCAACGAAACCAGCAGACGUUGGAGCAACAACAACAACAGCAUCAGCCUUAAUCGUCACUCUGAAGUAUCAUCACUCCAACGAUGUUUCGAGACAUGACGCUCUGGCCUCAUUGUUACUCCUCAUUGUCACCUCUAUCUAUCAGGUUAUCCUGAUACAGGGUGACAAUCCCUGAUUUCGGCACGCUAGCGGUCCUCACUGGAUGCUACCGAUAAUAUCUCGCUCAUUUCCCCUCACUCUCCCUCGCAUUGCCUCAUUGUUUCAUGCCGUGCACCCAACUUGAGGUCGUCCUGUCACUGCUUACUCUUCCGACCCUCUACUCACUUCAUCGCCUGCCAAAAUUCGGGAUGGUUACAAACAUCCUUCCGACAAGCGUGACGUUACUUUCAAGACGGUGGUCGUUGUCAUACGGAAAGAAGUCCUUUCCUUGCUCAAUCCGAUCACCUCGUUCACGGUGCUAGUCAUCGAACCACGCACUCCGAGGGAGAAAGACGUCUCGUGAGUAUGCGUCACUGGAUGAGAAGCGUGGGCUGGUAACGAAGAGGAGGGAUAGGAGAGGAACCGUGCAUCAAUUAUAAACGCUCUAGUACCCUAUAGGUGUAUAUAGCGAGUACUCCCCUUACCACUGGUUGGUCGUGGAGUGACGUACCGCUGGCACCAGCAUUUUUUUUCAAUCAAACUUUCUUUGUUGUUACCAUCCAUCAUUCAUGGUUUUUUCUUUCUUUCAUUGUUUGGCAUACAUGUCUUCAUGUCUUGAUUCUCCGGUGCAUUUGGUUUGUAGCAUUCUCGGUUAAACACUGCUCCACUUAGAACUUUGUCAGUUGUUUUGCGAAAUUGUUUUUAAGUGGACGAAUUAAUCGAAGGGAGGUACUACAAGUGAGAAAGCCAGUUCUGGGUGUAAUGUCAUUGUCCUCAUACUACAGUAAUGGCACUGAUUCGAU
Molecule: messenger RNA, 3042 nt
Organism: Somion occarium
Lineage: Eukaryota; Fungi; Basidiomycota; Agaricomycetes; Polyporales; Cerrenaceae
Source: the annotation of a GenBank genome assembly